Trichoderma atroviride IMI 206040 is the source of this 1189-nucleotide messenger RNA. The record is from RefSeq and is a predicted model, not a curated record. NCBI's taxonomy places the organism in Eukaryota, Fungi, Ascomycota, Sordariomycetes, Hypocreales, Hypocreaceae.
ACGUAUUUAUGUCCCCCUUCUUCGCUCUUUUUUCCCUGCCUCUUUAUUUCUCUUCAGCCUCUUCUUUUUUGAUGAAUUUCAUCAACUUCAUACGCACCAUCACAUCGUGUAACAUUGGCAACGCUUGGCUCACGUCUUCUUUAGAUGUUUCUCCUUUCUUCUUCUUUGAUUUGACGAUAUCUCAAAUCUUUUCAUCUUGCUCUCUCAUCUUCUUCUGUGUAACCCAUCGUGCAGAGCAAAAUUGUCCGACGGUCUUCUUAUCAUGGGCAACAACUCCCCUCCUGAGGGAACGUGGUUCUCGCAAGGCAUAACCCCGGAUACUAAUCUCAAUACCUUUGACACGUGGAAUGAGAAAGACGAGAUACAUUCGGAAGUGCAUAAGCGCAACUUUGCUUCGGACAAGUACCUUCGUGGCAGUGUCUUGGGUCAGGGAGGAUGGUCUACUGUGUACAAGAUCCAGAGAGUUGAAGAUGGAAAGCUCCUGGCUGGCAAGGCAUCCACGUCGGUUAGCCAGCUUUAUAAAGAGACAAAGAUGCUUCGCAAGUUAUCUCACAAACACAUUUUGGAGUUUAUUGAGCUUUACAAAGAGCUAGACAAAGAAGACGCUACUCUUCUAAUCACCGAGCUCUGUACUCAAGGAACCCUUCAUAUGCGUAUCAACCACGCUCCUGGCGGUAUGGGCAAAGAAGAAAUCCUUCUAGCCACCAGCCAGAUAUCAGAUGCGCUCGCCUACCUCCAUGGAAGAGGUUAUUUUCAUUCAGACAUCAAGCCGAGAAACAUCCUCGUCCGCCGUCUUGACCCCAUCAGCGUAGCGUUGGCGGACUGCGCUGACUGCAAGAUUCAUGAUUCGUACCGCAAAAGUGACGAUGUCUGGGCCCUGGGCAUCAGCCUGCUAGGAAUGACUGGCCAGUGGCCGCAAUGCGAGAAGACCAAGGCCGGGUUUGCGAGAUACCCGCGACAAUGCGCAAACCACGCGCAGCAGCUUCAGAAGCUGAAUCCCAGAAACAAAAUGGUCAAUUUGUUGGUGAGACUGCUCGCUUGGAGAGCUAGAGAGCGUAUCACGGCGGACAAGUGCUAUGAGGUGACGACUCGCCUUCUUGAAGAGACAAAGGGACAAGAGGAGAGCGUUGGCACGGAGGGACUGCGAAUCAAGUCGCCUGAGCAAUUUCGGCCGAUUUCGUUUUGGUAA